AUUGCAGUUAUGGAUCUGGGACUAUGUAGGAGAAAGAAACCGACAUAUUGCAACGGUUUUGGCUGGAACGUUUGGCAACUUUAGUGCUGUCUGAGAAAUCCACUUCCUGUCUGAAUUACUAUAAAAGUGAAGUGUCCGCCUGUAAUGUCCCUGAGACGCCGUCUACUGUCCUAUGGCUUUGACCAUCCCCACUUUUGUAAAUGGAUUUAUUGUAAUCCCACCAGUGAUUGUGGGCGGUAAACAUACUUUUCCUGCGUGUUCUUGAUGUUUUCCGUUGGACCUGUGUGUGUGUGUGUCUGUAGGUCAGUACUGACUGUGGCCUGUGAACAGACUGAGGUCCUGCUGUUUGACCCCAUCUCAUCCAAACACAUCAAAACCCUGAUGGAGGCUCAUGAAGACUGCGUCAACAACAUCCGGUUUUUGGACAAUCGCCUGUUUGCCACCUGCUCUGACGACACCACUAUUGCAUUGUGGGAUCUGCGGAAGCUGAACUCCAAGGUUUGCUCGCUGCACGGCCACGCAAGCUGGGUGAAGAACAUCGAGUACGACACUAACACGAGGCUCCUCGUCACGUCGGGCUUCGACGGCAACGUCAUAACGUGGGACACUAACAGGUUUACAGAGGACGGCUGCCCACACAAAAAGUUCUUCCACACUCGGUACCUGAUGAGGAUGCGUCUGACGCCUGACUGUUCAAAGAUGCUCAUCUCCACGUCCUCUGGUUACCUGCUCAUCCUCCACGACCUGGACCUCACUCAGUCUCUGGAGGUGGGCAGUUAUCGUAUGCUGCGAGCGCGACGGACUCCCCUCACCUCAGGUCAGUGAACGGUCCGACUCUCU
Molecule: messenger RNA, 840 nt
Organism: Cynoglossus semilaevis (tongue sole)
Lineage: Eukaryota; Metazoa; Chordata; Actinopteri; Pleuronectiformes; Cynoglossidae
Product: DDB1- and CUL4-associated factor 10
Exons: 3
Coding region: 265-825 (186 amino acids)
Cellular component (GO): Cul4-RING E3 ubiquitin ligase complex
Molecular function (GO): protein binding
Source: RefSeq, a predicted model, not a curated record